GGCGGGCACGGCGGGCACGGCACGCUGCGGAGCAGGUGGCUGCCCUGGCCCUGCCGUGCAGACAGGUGCCCGCGGCGCGCGGGUUUUCGCCGGACGGGGGCUUUUCCUGCGGGGCGUGCCUCAGGCCGAGGACGGGCUGCGUUGCCAGGGCAGAGCCCGAGGGACGGUGGUCGCUCUCCAAGGGCUCAAGGGCUUGAGGAAGAACGGGAGCCCCUGAGCCCGCAGAGGCGCGGGCAGCCCUUCUGGACAGCGCCGGCCCACACCGCGGGGAAGGUGGGGAACGACGGGGAGCUGCCGCUCGGGCAGCCCCAGGGGCUGGGGCCUAUUGCUCCGCUCCCCUCUGCAGCGGGGUGCGGAGCCCGCCUUCGGCCACGCUGUCCUCCCCGAGCCGCACACGCAGCCCUCAGCCUGUCGCUCCGACGCGUCGCCUGUCGUGUGCGCUCGCCUGGGCAGGCGCAGCCCUCACGCGAUACGUCCCCACCGCGCUCCCCAGCAACACAGCCCCAGCAGGUCGCGGCAGCCCGACCCUCCUCCUGCCUCCUCCCUCUGGGUAGGGCUGACCCGUGUAGGCAGGGGUGCGAGACAGAGAUGCUGUGCCUGGGCCAGUGCCGGGCAGUUGGAGCUCCCCUGAGACCUUAAGAAGGGAUCACAGGUUGCAGCUCACCAACAAACCUUACAGCAACCUCUGGCAAGGAUGCCUGAGGGUCCCCCAGGUAGGGCAGGCUUUAGCACAUGUACCUGCUUCAUGCCAGCUAGAGACAGUGCUGGGACACAGGUUGAUGUGGACACUUGCCAGGUGUCCAGGCUUGGUGGAGGUGGGCACCAUCUUCCCAUCCACACGGGCUCAGUGGAAGGCAAGGUGUGUCCAGGGAUGGAAAUUGCACACAAAGGGUUAAAAGUACCAUUGUGCAGGCUUGGGAAGUGGAAGCCUGAGAGAUCAGCAUGAGGAGCAGCCCUGGGAGGAAGCCUUGUGGAGGCAAGGUGGUCCUGAAAUCAUGGGAUCAAGCAGAAAAACAGCUUCAAAACAGCCUCAGCAGUGCCACAGUGCCCAGAGUGAGAGAAUUGCUUCAUCAACCAUGAAAUUGUUGACUUAGACGCAGCAGGGAGAGAGAGAUUGAAGACCCAGACAAGACAGCCAUACUCCUGUUCCUGCACCAAGACAGGGACAUCUGCUUGGUGGCCAUGGCGGGCUGGGCCCUGUACGCGGCGCUGGUGCUGGCAGCUCUGUCGGGGGCGCUGGGCGAGAGCCGCUACGAGAAGUUCCUGCGGCAGCACGUGGACUACCCGCGGACGCCGGUGCUCGCCGCGCACCGCUACUGCGAGAACAUGCUGGCGCGGCGCGGGGUGACGGCGCCGGGGCGGCCCUGCAAGCCCUCCAACACGUUCGUGCACGCGUCGCCGGAGGAGCUGUCGGGGGCGUGCUCGGCGGCGGCGGACGCGGCGGGGCUGCACAGCACGGCGGCGGCGCUGCCGCUCACGGCCUGCCGCCUGCGCGGCGGCGACACGCGCCAGCCCUGCGCCUACCGCGCGCGCCAGCUGCAGCACCACGUGCGCGUGGCCUGCCGCGACGGGCUGCCCGUGCACCUCGCGGGCACGCGCCCGCCCGCGCCCUGACGCGCCGCCGCGCCGCCAAUAAAGGAGGUGCCACAGG
Colius striatus (speckled mousebird) is the source of this 1651-nucleotide messenger RNA. RefSeq names its product ribonuclease CL2-like. Gene Ontology annotation, molecular function: nucleic acid binding. The coding region runs from base 1183 to 1614 and encodes 143 amino acids. The transcript has 3 exons. The record is from RefSeq and is a predicted model, not a curated record. NCBI's taxonomy places the organism in Eukaryota, Metazoa, Chordata, Aves, Coliiformes, Coliidae.